UGCAGGUCUUAGUGGAAUACGACGAUGUGGAAUGGCAAAGGCGAGAAUGGAUAAGCGUGUACAAAGAUGGCCUGUUUCAUCUGUUCAUGAUCGAGCAAACACUGGUUUGGGCACAUAGAAGGGAUCCAUACACUAACGCACACAGCACAGCUUUGUGGCCCGCUCUUACAUUCACUGCCUUAGUUUCAUCAGUUGACUUACCUAAUCAUCUCCAGCCUGUCGAAUUUCUGGUAGACAGAGAACUUGCUUUCAAAGAUUACAAACAGCUGAAGCCAUACUUGGAGUGGGAUAGUAGCUUGCCGGGCGUAAGAGAGUAUCCAGAAGUACGACUGGCAGCAAAAAGGUGGCAGGAACAGCAGGAUGGCCAAAGGAUACUGUUGACAACCGCCAGCGUUCUUCUGGGGUACAGAGUAGAGGUGUACAGAGCUGAAGGCACCACCCAGUGGUACACUGCCGUCAUCAUCGGAUACAACGAAGCUACAGGGGACCUGACAGUUACAGAUGACACUGUGUUGGAGGAACACAAUGAAGAUCCUGCACUGGUACAAAUGCGACUCAUCGGAGAUGGAGGGUUAUUUGAGGUCAAACGUCGAAACCCACAAACACUAGUGCAUUGAAGAGAUAAAUUAUUCCCUACCUCAACAAAAUUCUGCCGUAGAAUGGUCACAGAAGAUUUCUACAAGAAAGUGCCAUGUACAAGCAAUGUGCUAUUUAUUCUAUACACGUGUUUCCAAAAUAAAAACGCAUAGGUGGACAGGCAGCAAGUAUUAAUAUUAUUCAUAACUCACACUGAGGAAUAUUGAAGUGAAUAUUUUAAAUAGUUAUUUAUGUUCAUAUCAUCUAUAAUCGCCAAGCCAUGUUCUUUCCUGAAUUAUGAAAAUUACAUUCAAAU
This is a messenger RNA of Acanthoscelides obtectus, 892 nucleotides long. The record is from the annotation of a GenBank genome assembly. Lineage: Eukaryota; Metazoa; Arthropoda; Insecta; Coleoptera; Chrysomelidae.